AUGGGGAUAAUACACAUUGUCAUGUUCUCGUUCCAGCCUCUGGCCACGCCCGAGGAGGUCAAGGGGGUCUGCAACGGCAUGCUGGAGCUCAAGGACAAAUGCCUCCACCCGGAGACGAACAAGCCGUAUCUGAAGAUGGGAAUCGGCGGCAUCAACAACAGCCCAGAGGGCAUAGGGGGCGGCAUCACCCACGCGUUUGUGAGCGAGUUUGACAGCGAGGAGGACCGCAGAUAUUAUCUCGAAAAGGACCCGGCGCAUCUGGCCUUUGUCAAGAGCAUCUCCGGUGUCGUCUCCAAAGCCCAGGUCGUCGACUUCAGCCCGGGCGUCUUCCAGCUCUGA
Phaeoacremonium minimum UCRPA7 is the source of this 339-nucleotide messenger RNA. Its product is annotated as putative stress responsive a b barrel domain protein. The transcript has 3 exons. The record is from RefSeq and is a predicted model, not a curated record. Lineage: Eukaryota; Fungi; Ascomycota; Sordariomycetes; Togniniales; Togniniaceae. The coding region runs from base 1 to 339 and encodes 112 amino acids.